UGUUCCGGUGACGUCCGUAGCUCGCUGUUCGCACCCCGACAGAUCAAGCGGCCCGUGAAAGAUCACGUGCGAUUUGUUUACCGCGGCGACUGUCAACUAUUUUUUACGGCUCCUUUGUUUCCACGAACGAUUUUUUUUCGAUUUUCUAUUUUUUUUAUUCGUUCUGUUUGUCGAGAUUGUGUGUGCAUGUUUGGACGGCUUUUGUUCCGAAAAGGAAGUGCGGUUUUUUGUUGUUGAUGUACCGCGAGAAAAUCGCAUCAGGUUUGAGAACGGUAUCGAGUGAAAACAGAGUAGUAUCCACUAUCAAAAUGUAAUUUUCGUGAAACUACUCCAGUGAAAUCCAAUCAGCAUGCCACAAACUGUCUUGAGAGGAUUUGGUCAUCACAACCAUCAGAACACUCACAAUCACAACGGUCAUAUAGUACAAAACGGACAUAACGGUUUUAUAUCCAACGGUCACAACGGUUAUAACAGUCAUCACGGACAUACUGUACAUAUCAGUGCUCAUAAUAACGGACAUACUGGAUAUAAUGGUCAUAACAAUCACGGUGGAUUUAACUAUAAUGGUCAUCCGACGAUUUACCAGCAAAAUGGACAUGCUAAGACCAACGGACAUACAGCCGCCAAUGGUAGUGCAAGGGCAUACAUGAAUGGGCAUGCUAUUAAACCAGAAGAUAAGCAAUCAACAUUAUCUAGGUAUUGCACAACAGAUCGUCGAAAAACCACUUGCAAUUACAACGCCAUCAGAAGAUCUUGUAGGGAACGAGGGUGUCUCUACGAAGAUCUCGAAUUUCCUGCAACUUCCAAAGCACUCUAUCACCACAAGAAACCGCCCUUGAGUCCUAUUGUUUGGAUGAGGCCACACGAAAUUUGUCAGCGGCCUCGUUUUAUGGGCGAUCCAAACGAUGAGAACGGCAAAAAAUUUUCUGUGGAAUCAGGAGAAUUAGGAGACCAAUGGCUAUUAGCAGCUGUAGCAUCAUUAGCGCUUACACCAAAGUUCUUAGAUAGAAUAGUACCACCUGAUCAGGGAUUUGAUACGGCUUAUUCUUACUGCGGGGCUUUUAGGUUUCGUUUUUGGUUUUUUGGGGAAUGGAAAGAUGUCAUUGUCGACGAUAAACUUCCAACAUACAAAGGACGACUGGUUCAUUUACACUGUUCAAAUAAUUCCGAAUUUUGGGCAGCACUUUUGGAAAAAGCAUACGCCAAAUUUUAUGGAUCUUAUGAACAACUUCUGCAGGGUUCGACAACAAGAGCUCUACAGGAUCUCACCGGAGGGAUAGUACAAAGUUUUGGAUUGUCACAUCAGGAUAGAUUUUUAACCUUUCAAGUACUGAACAGUGCUGUACCUAGAUCUAGUCUUCUUAUUGCAACAAUUACACAAGAAAAAGAUGGUAAACGACAGUUGAGGUUGCGCAAUGGUCUAAUAACGCAACACGCAUACAGUGUUACCGGCCUAGCCAGAGUCAGAGGUGUAAACGGAGAAGUACCAUUAGUCAGGCUUCGGAAUCCGUGGGCGAAAGGAGAGUGGACAGGUCCAUGGAGCGAACGAUCUUGGGAGUGGGACGGACUAUCAAAUAGAGAUAAAGAACUAUUAAGCGUUAGAGUAACCAACGAAGGCGAAUUCUGGAUGUCGUUUGAUGAUUUUUCUCGACAUUUUACCCAAUUGGAUUUGGUUCAUAUAGGUCCUGAUGACUGGAUGAUGGAAGGAGCAUUGCAUUCGAAACUUCCCUGGAGGGCAGUACUAGCAAGGAGAAGAUGGAGGGCGGGAUACAAUGCUGGAGGAGGGCCAUCUUACAUUGAAACAACAUCAAUGAAUCCGCAAUUUCACGUCCAAAUUCCUAGGACAUCGACGAACAAAUGCCACGUGGUGGUGUCGAUAACUCAGUAUUACGAAACGAAUAUGAUAGAUUGUAAGAAAAAGCGACCCCUCUACGCCAUUGGAUUCGCUGUAUACGAGGUACCUCAUUCCAUGCAAAGACUGACCCCGCAUUUUGUCACUGAACAGAAACCCUUAGAUGUAACCAAUCACUCCAUAGCAAGAGAAGUAGUCACUUUUUUCACCCUACCCCCCGGAGAUUACAUCGUCGUACCACAAACAAAUAUUCCAAAUUUAGAUGGGAAGUUUUUACUAAGGAUAUUCACUGACGAACAGAGUAAUAUAUGGGAAGUUAACGAAGAUAAUAUGAUUAUCAGAAAUAUAGCUUCAGAAUUUAUGGACGAGUCGAACUCACCUUCUUCGGGAGAUGGUAAAUCGAGCCUUACCAAAUUACUGAUAAAAUAUCCCCCGGAAAUCGAUGCUAGUCAGCUACAAAAAAUCCUAAGGGCUCACUGGAGACUAUAUUUAUCAGAGAAACCGAGCUUGGAGUUGUGCAAGAGUUUAAUUAUGCUAAGAGAUUUCAAUAUUAGCGGGAAAAUCAAUUUGAUGGAUAUCCCAACGCUGAUGCAAAUGUUGCAGUACUGGAGGUUGGCUUUUCAAAAAUUCGAAAGGAGUCACAAUUGCGGCAAAACUUCCAGUUACCACUUGAGGGCUUUGCUUUGGGAAGCCGGCUGUACUGUUAGCAAUAAAGUUUUGGAAUGUUUAAUUUUACGAUUUACCAAAAAUAGAAUCUUGUCUGCGGAAAAUUACAUAAUGGCGCUGGUACGGUUGCAUCUUUCUCAUGAAAGGUACCAUAACUUAGAUACAAAGAUGAAAACCAAUCCAUUAUCUCUUGAAGAAUUGAUCCUGAUGACCAUCUACUCGUAGAAAACGUGCGAGCGUUUUCCGCCUAACAAUGAAAACCAAAAACCAAAGAAAAUUUAUAAGUAUACAAAACAUUUUAGUCAUGUAUUAAAUUCUUACCUU
Molecule: messenger RNA, 2842 nt
Organism: Psylliodes chrysocephalus
Lineage: Eukaryota; Metazoa; Arthropoda; Insecta; Coleoptera; Chrysomelidae
Source: the annotation of a GenBank genome assembly